Molecule: messenger RNA, 1119 nt
Organism: Talaromyces rugulosus
Lineage: Eukaryota; Fungi; Ascomycota; Eurotiomycetes; Eurotiales; Trichocomaceae
Exons: 4
Coding region: 1-1119 (372 amino acids)
Biological process (GO): translation
Cellular component (GO): ribosome; cytosolic large ribosomal subunit
Molecular function (GO): RNA binding; structural constituent of ribosome
Source: RefSeq, a predicted model, not a curated record
AUGGCGUCCAGACCGACUGUCACCAUCGCCACGGCUGAGGGCAAGCCCUCGGGCGCUUCUCACCCCCUCCCUACCGUCUUCUCUGCGCCAAUCCGUCCGGAUAUUGUCCAGAAGGUUCACACCGGUAUUGCAAAGAACAAGAGACAGCCCUAUGCCGUGAGCGAGAAGGCUGGUGAACAGACUUCCGCCGAGUCCUGGGGUACCGGUCGUGCUGUCGCCCGUAUCCCUCGUGUCUCUGGUGGUGGUACUCACCGUGCUGGUCAGGCUGCCUUCGGUAACAUGUGCCGUUCUGGUCGCAUGUUCGCGCCUACCAAGGUCUGGAGAAAGUGGCACCAGAAGGUCAACCACGGCCAGAAGCGCUUCGCCACUGCCUCUGCUCUGGCCGCUUCUUCCGUCCCUUCCCUUCUGUUCGCCCGUGGUCACCGCGUCGCCAACGUCCCCGAGGUUCCCCUCGUUAUCGAGUCCAAGACCUUCGAGAACGAUGCCCUCUCCAAGACCAAGGCUGCCGUCGCUCUUCUCAAGGCUGUCGGUGCCGGCGCUGACCUCGUCAAGGUCCAGAAGUCCCGCAAGGUGCGUGCUGGUAAGGGUAAGCUGAGAGGCCGCCGCUACCGCCAACGCCGUGGUCCUCUCGUUGUCUACAACCCCGAGACCGACGGCAAGGACCUCGUCAAGGCCUUCCGCAACAUCCCCGGUGUCGAGACCUCGUCGGUCUUCUCCCUCAACCUCCUCCAGUUGGCCCCCGGUGGUCACCUUGGUCGUUUCAUUAUCUGGACCUCGUCUGCCUUUGCUGCUCUCGAUGAGGUCUACGGUACCACCACCACUGCCUCGGCCCUCAAGAAGGACUUCCUCCUGCCAUCCAACGUUCUCGCCAACGCCGACAUUGCCCGCCUCAUCAACUCGUCUGAAAUCCAGUCGGUUCUCCGCGAGCCCAAGGGCGAGGCCCGCACCAAGCGCACCAACGUGCAGAAGAAGAACCCUCUCCGCAACAAGCAGGUCAUGCUCCGCCUCAACCCGUACGCUGCCCAAUACUCCAAGGAGAAGCUUGGCCAGGAGUCUAUUGACGCCGGCAAGCCCGAGCGUGCUGGUGAGCAGUUCCAGAAGAUUCUGGGUGAGCAGUAA